AUGCCGUGCAACGUUUUCAAGCUUGCUGACGCAUAUGAGCUUAGGAACCGCUCCGGCCCAGGGAACGCUGAGCUCCUUCAGCGCGCUUCUUAUAUGGAGAAGAUUAUCACCCACUAUGCUGGAAGUGUCUCUCUUGAUACGGAAUCAUUGAAGGCUAUGGCCGAGUCCAUCGAUAACAAGAAUUUCGACGCUCAUCAAGUUAAACGACAAGCUCCGAUUAUGGAUUCUCCAGGCUCUGACUUUUUGGGGGCAGAAGAUGAGAACUAUACUGUCCAGCCACUGGAUAAUAACACUACUCACUACUCAGGCGAGUUCUCUCACUGGAAUUUCUCAAUGAGAAUCAAACAAUGGAUCGAACAAUGCGUACCAGAGCGCCAUGAUGCACCAGGCCCCCUCAGUUUCAAAGAGUAUUAUCGAGCCGAGGAGCUCCAGUCAGCGAAUAACACGCAGGCAUCACUUUCUGCACUGCCUCCUCGAUAUGUCGCCGAGUUCCUGGUCCAGGCUUUCUAUAAGCAUGCCGAGACCAACUACUUCUAUGUUGAACGUGGAUGGCUCGCCGAACAGAUCGACCUAAUUUACCAAAACCCCGGGGCUUUAUCCCGUCGUGAAGUGGGGACGCUUUGCAUGAUUUGGAUCAUCUUUGCGAUUGGAACUCAGUACGCAUAUCUCGAUUCGAUCUCAGGAAGAGAUGUCCACGGCAAGUCAAACGAUUCAAGCCCUUUCUCUGAGGAUACAAUAGGUGUUAUGUUCUAUCAACAAGCCUGCAAGCUCGUUCCCGAUGUCAUUACUGUCGCAUCACUGGAGAGUGUCCAGGCCAUUCUUCUCAUCGGCAUCUAUACCCUGCCACUUGACGCCUCAGGGUUAUCGUACAUUUAUCUUAAUCUCGCGGUAAAGCUCGCCAUCCAGAAUGGCAUGCAUAGGAAGUGGCCUGCUGGGGGACUUGAUCCUUACGUUCGUGAAACCCGGAACCGCGUAUGGUGGACAGCCUAUACGACAGAGAAACGGGUCGGUAUCUACCACGGGCGGCCUUUAUCUAUUCUGAGUAAAGAUGUCGACGCAGAGAUGCCCACUGAUCGACCAGACAUUAUGCCAUCAAGCCCUACAAAUGUUGCGCACAUGCUUGCAACGUUACGUCUGAAUCAGGCGCUUGGUAAGAUUGCGCAUGAGAUCUCUGUUCUUCGAACCGCACAGAAACAUGAGAUGAAUGAAGGCUUGCAACGGGUCAUCGAUAUGAAGGAGGAACUUCGAAGGUGGUGGGACGCACUACCCGAAACCGCGUUUCACGAAGAAGUUAAUCCACAAAACCCUGUUACACGUGCAGAUACGCAUCUCAAACUAGAGUAUUGCCUGCUGCGAAUGUACGCUGGGCGGCCCUUCAUCUUACCUCGCGAAGUCGUGCGUGGUAACGCGAGCACGUCGAGUUCACCCGCUGAUUCAAAUAACCAACGACCCAACACUCCUCAUAAGUCCAAUCCUCGGUCGAUCCUGGUUGCGGAUUGUGUGGAGGCUGCAUUGACUAUAAUCGACACAUGCCAUCUUCUUCAAAGCACGAUUGGUCUUGCACGGGCAUCAUACACGGAAUUCAGUUCCUGUCGUGCCGCUCUCCUGGUCAUCAUCACUCAGUGCCUGCAAAAGAAAACGGAUAGGCUACGUGACGCUCUGCGGACUGGUAUGGCUAUGAUCAAGGAGAUGUCAGCAGGUGGAGAGUCGGCCCGUUCUGAAGCAUCCCUGAUCGAAGUUUUUGAACGUGCUAUCUCACGACUUGAUGCCACAGCUGAUCCCUCCGGCCGAGAAACUGACUACUCGCGGUUCAAGAAAUGGGAAUUGCUUUGGAAGAAUGACGUGCCUCUCCAGGAUUUCAGGCAAGAAGAAUCACCCGAGACUUCCUUACCGCUACCUCAAAAUCCAAAUACAUUUUGGAGAGGAAGCACAGGUACGACUGCUCGACCUGGUAUGCCAACGAUGCAGGCUCCGAGCCCUUUUGUGGGAAUGGAUACCAAUUUUCCAUCGGUACCCCAGGUUAUGGACGAGUUUUCUACGCUCUUUGGAUACGGUUUCGGUCCUAGUCCUGACAGUAUGGCUGGCACAGCUAACGGGGGCAUGUGGAUGGGCCCAUGA
This is a messenger RNA of Fusarium musae, 2118 nucleotides long. RefSeq lists its product as uncharacterized. Gene Ontology annotation, molecular function: zinc ion binding; DNA binding. Bases 1 to 2118 code for a protein of 705 amino acids. The record is from RefSeq and is a predicted model, not a curated record. Gene Ontology annotation, biological process: DNA-templated transcription. NCBI's taxonomy places the organism in Eukaryota, Fungi, Ascomycota, Sordariomycetes, Hypocreales, Nectriaceae. The transcript has 5 exons.